Messenger RNA from Haemonchus placei, 3633 nucleotides. NCBI's taxonomy places the organism in Eukaryota, Metazoa, Nematoda, Chromadorea, Rhabditida, Trichostrongylidae. The record is from the annotation of a GenBank genome assembly.
AUGGUGGUCUGUCCGGAUUCGUUGGAGGACUGUUUAAUGUUUAUAUUAGACCUUAUCGUAGUUCCCACAAAAACAAUGAAAUCGAACACAUCAGUAUCGGUUUCGAGGCUUCUGCUCGCGCUCCUACCUCGCGAUGAUGACGAUUGCGGUUGCCCACAUCGUUCCUACGGGGAGGAGUAUGACAGCGGUGAAAUCAAACGAUGGGUUCAUUCCCACAGCUGUGAAUCUGAACAUUGUAUUUUCCAGGUGGAACCAGGAUGCAACUCGAGUCUGAUGCUCUCCCUUGAGUCUAUCACGUUGAACUCUUACGAUUCUCUGAAGCUUUCUCAAUACUUUGUGAUAAACGAGACCGAAAUUGUCUCGCUUCAUUAUGUCGACCUAAGCAGCUCCUACCGACGGUCUAUAUUCACAGCCGGUGUUGGAGUUGGCUUUGAAAUCGAGUACAAGUUCCAGCAAAGGAGAUGGUACGGUUCAUCGUCAUUCACGCUCUCUUUCGAACGAGUUGGACCAGACAUCAAGACCUGCCCAUUUCCAUUACUUUGUUCGUCUGUAGACUUCACAAACGUUCCAGAUAUCGAAAGACUGGGACCAAUACGCUGUCCUUUUCGAAUCCUUCCGUCAGUAUCGGGUCGGAAAAUCCUUUUAAAAUUUCAUGAUAUCCGAGGAACGAUUUUCUAUGAGAAGCAAGAAAAUGGUUAUCUGAGGGCUAUACCAUCCGAGGUUGUUAAGCUGCAUUCCACUUCGGACUACAUAGACUUCGUGCUGGAGAGCUUAUCUCCUCAUCACCUCCCGCGCUACAACAUCACCUUCAAAGAACUCACCGAAGAUCCUUGUCACUGUGAUAAAAGUGACGUGUUUGUGGGCAGUAAACCGGUCUACAUCACAUCACCAGGAUUUCCGGAAAUAUACUGCUCGAACUUCCGCUGCAAGAGGCGUUUCGUUCAUAACGACACUUUGCGCCAUGACUCUGAGCUAACAUUCGUUGUUACUGUGCAUUUCCUUAGUACGGAGAAAUUCGACUACAUUCAGUUUUCCUCGGAUGGAAUCAAUAUGGAGAGGCUGAAUGGCACUCACGAAGAUGUGCGGUUGGUAUUCACUGGAGACAUUAUGGAGACAGAGUUCGUUACAGAUGAGGCGAUAGUACGCCAUGGAUAUAACAUGCUUUUCACUAUUUCGGGAAAACUUGCCAGAAGACAAUGGGAAAUUUCGAAAAAUUCACGACCGGUCACUAUUCUUUACGAGCGCAAUGUGCAAGCAAAUUCAUCAUUACCAUCUGCGAUGACAUCAUUUCUCGUUAGCUGGAUGCCCAGUGAAGGGUGUUCUUGUGACAACGGCUCUAUAAAGACUGCAGUCGUUGGCGAGUGGGAUGUGCUGACGUCGCCCGCGUAUCCCCUGUCAUACUGUAACGACAUGCUGUGCGUCACAAGGAUCGUCGCUCCAGAAGGGCAUCAUGUCGUACUGAAUAUUACCGACUUCUACACGGAACCCUACAAUGAUGUACUCGCGUUAUUUGAUGGAUGGAAUAUCACAGGGAGGCACAUAGAGGUGUUCCAUGGAAAGAAAAGAUUCCCAUAUCUCAUUCGAAACAGCAACGAGACAUUAUCGCUUGUUUUCAAAUCGGACCAUGAAGUCUACUAUCAAGGAUUUCGACUUCUUUUCUCGGCUGAACCCAACGAGGAUAUCCACCUCGAGGCUCAUUCAUCCGUGCAUUUUUCUACCAUAAUCAUCAUCCUACUAUCAAUUAUGCUCGUCGCCACCGUCAUCGUUGCAGUGUUCAGGCGUGUACCCGUGCGAUUCGAAAACCCGCUCUAUGUAGCCUCCGUCAGCUACUCCGAUCGUGCCGAGUAUGUUUCACGAAACCUUAUUCAAGUUUUGGGUCAAGGAAUGGCAGUGACAUAUUUUCUUGAAGGCUCUUCAGCCAUAUCUACAGGCGAAAGAUUCGAAACAAUGUUCGAUAAUAGUCGAGAGAAGCCUACCCCCGUGAAUCGUCGAGAUUGCGAUUGUGGAAUUCAAGUGUACGGUGAAGAGUAUGAGGCCGGUGUCAUCAAACAACGGGAGAGGAUCCAAGAUGUCAAAGUAUGCCCACACCCACUUCUUCUCGCUUCAACUUCUUUCCGUACUGUACCAGCUAUAGAACGACCAGGACCAGUGCGAUGCCCUUUCCGUAUUAUUCCCUCGGUAGCUGGUCGUAAAAUCUACUUAAAGUUCAACAAAAUGUGGGGAACGUCAUUGUUCUUGAACGAGGAGCAGAGUAACCUGAGGCUUAUACAGACUGGGACAUCAGGCCUACAUUCGGCUACGGACAGCAUAGAUUUUGUGCUGGAAAGUCUGGGCCAUCAUGAUCUCCCAAAAUACAACAUCACUUACAAAGAGCUUCUUGAAGACCCCUGUUACUGUGACAACAAAGACAUUGUUGUGGGUGAAGAACCUCUAUACGUUACAUCUCCCGGAUUCCCCGACAUCUACUGCUCCGAUUUCCGUUGUAAAAGACGAUUUCUUCAUAAUGACACAUUACGUGAAGACGCUAGCUUGACUUUUUUGGUCACAGUACAUUUUCUAAGCACGGAAAAGUACGACUACAUUGAGUUUUCUUCAGGUGGAGUCGUACUCGACAGAUUGAAUGGAACCUAUGAAAAUUACCGGAUAAUUAUCACCGAUGACAUCAUGGAAACGGAAUUUGUCACAGAUAAAACGAUAGUACAGCAUGGCUACAACAUGACUGUUCAGUCUGUUCAUAUUCCUACAGAAUGUCGCUGCCCACAUAAAGGCGUAAAAAAGAUGUUGUCGAAAGGGAACAUCAGUAUGGAAAUACCAGUGCACUGCGAGGCGAUCUACUGUAAAUGGAUCAUCCCUCCUACAACUACUCCUCUGAAAUUCGCUGCAUUAUUCAAUUUCACCAGCGAUUACGAUACGCUUACGGUAACUACAGGAGACGAUAUUCAACAAUUUUACACAAUUUCGGAAAAACUCACCAAGAGACAGUGGCAAAUUCCCGAAAAAUCUCCUUCGACAACAAUAUUGUACGAACGAACGGUUCCCGAUGGUCUCAAACCGAACUUGAAGCCUGUUUCGUUUUCAGUGAAGUGGAUGCCUAAAGAUGAAGACUGUUCGUGCACGAAUGGAUCAGAAAAGGAGGCAGCAGUUGGCGAAUGGAAAGAGCUGACAUCCCCAGUUUAUCCGCUAUCAUAUUGUAACGACAUGCAUUGCACUACGGUAAUCAGAGCUCCAGCACGACACCGGGUAGUUCUGAAUAUCACCGACUUUUAUACAGAGCCGUACAACGACGUCUUGCUGAUAUAUGACGGAAGUAAUCCCAGUGGUCAAUAUAUGAAAAUGUUUUCUGGGAAGAGACAGUUUCCCAACCUGAUUCGAAGCACAAACGAAACCCUUUCGCUGGUCUUCAAAUCGGAUCAUGACAUUUCGUACUAUGGUUAUCGCCUAAUUUAUUCUGCUGAAUUCAAUGAGGAACUGGAAGAGAUGAGACAAACAACUCACUUUACCGCCUUCCUAUUCGUGCUGUUAUCUUUGAUACUCAUUACCGCCAUCGUUGUUGCUAUUUAUAAAGGAUUCCCUGGACGAUUUCAUCGUCUACUCUAUGUACAUUACGUGAGCCAAACGGAUACGGUGGAGUAA